Molecule: messenger RNA, 321 nt
Organism: Naumovozyma castellii
Lineage: Eukaryota; Fungi; Ascomycota; Saccharomycetes; Saccharomycetales; Saccharomycetaceae
Product: YciI family protein
Exons: 1
Coding region: 1-321 (106 amino acids)
Source: RefSeq, a predicted model, not a curated record
AUGGUUGAAUGGUGUGUGAUUGUUUACGAUAAACCAGGUUCUGACAGAAGUGCGUUCAGACCACAACAUUUGGCUGCAAUCCCAGCCUUAGUGGAACAAGGGAAAUUGGUAUGUGCAGGAGCCAUCUACAACGAACCCAAGUCUGAAGGUGAAGCUCCAACAUUUGCUGGCUCUCAUUUACAAAUUAUUGCUGAUACUAAGGAAGAAGCAUUGGCUAUUGUGAUGAAUGAUAUCUUUGCCAAGGAAGGUAUCUGGGAUACUGAUAAUAUCAUUAUUUACAGAUUCGGAUGUGCUGUUCGUGAACCAAAGAGCAAAAAAUAG